GCGACCAAAUCCAGCAGCUUGAUAGGCUGAAAUCACAUGACUCUGUUAAUCGCGAGUGUAUUUCCGCGUCCACAAGAGGGCUUUAGCUCUCUCUCCAGCGGCUUUGAAUAAAAUCCUGAAUCGGAGGAGGUAUUUUUUUCAUCCAUCGCGCUGUCGUCGAAACGUGUCGCCGAGCUGGGGGGAAAUUCGGGAAAGGGGAGCCGCGCUGGCGCACCGCACAGCACUGACCCACGACGCGGCACGAACAUGCUCACUCGGGUUAAAUCUGCGGUGGCCAAUUUCAUGGGAGGCGUUGUGGCUGGUGGCGCUGAAGGUGACUCUUCCGGAUCAGAACUGCCGCUGAAAUUCCCCUACACGAGACCCGAGUUCCUAGGACUGACCCAGGAUGAAAUCGAAUGCUCCGCAGAUCACAUAGGACGGCCGAUUCUCAUCCUCAAAGAGACGAAGAGAUUGCCGUGGGCCACUGGUUACGCAGAGGUGAUAAACGCAGGUAAGAGUUCCCUGAAUGAGGACCAGGCGUGUUGUGAGGUGGUGGUGGUGAGAAAGAGACCAGGAGACUCCACCACCCCCAUUAAGACCCCCACRGCCAAGAGAAGAUCCUCGCUGCCCAACGGAGAAGGCCUGGGGUUGAAGGAGAACAGCGCUGACUCAGAGAGUCUGGUAUUCUACUACUGGGCAUUGUUCGACGGCCACGCCGGCUCCGGGGCUGCAGUAGCGGCCUCCAAGCUCCUCCAACACCACAUCGUUGAGCAUCUCCAGUCUGUCCUCGAGGUCCUAASGAACCAUGCCGUUUUACCGCCCACCAUCUUCGGUGAAGAGUCUAACCACCACAUGACCCCCGGGAUCCACCGGGCCACCCUGACCCGGGCCGCGUCACUCCGUGGAGCCACUGGCGCCCCCAGCACCCCCUGCACCCCUCCACCACAGAGGUUCUUCACAGAGAAGAAGAUCCAGCACGAUAGCCUGGUGAUGGGAGCCAUGGAGAACGCCUUCAAGGAGAUGGAUGCCCAGAUAGAGAGGGAGAAGCAGGUGUAUAAUAUCACUGGAGGAUGCACAGCACUGUGUGUUGUUUAUCUGCUUGGAAAGCUAUAUGUGGGAAACGCAGGAGACAGCAGGGCGAUCAUUAUAAGGGACGGGAAGGUCAUACCCAUGUCCACAGAGUUCACCCCAGAGUCAGAGAGACAACGGCUACAGUUCCUGGGCUUCAUGCAGCCUCACCUAUUGGGAGGAGAGUUCACCCAUCUGGAGUUCCCCAGGAGAGUACAGAGGAAGGAGGUGGGCAAGAGGAUGCUCUACAGAGACUUCACAAUGAAUGGAUGGGCGUAUAAAACCAUAGAAGAUGAGGACCUGAGGUUCCCACUGGUCUACGGCGAAGGGAAAAAGGCCAGAGUAAUGGCCACUAUAGGAGUGACCAGAGGCCUUGGUGACCAUGAUCUUAAAGUACACGAUUCCAACAUCUACAUCAAGCCUUUCCUGUCCUGCUGUCCAGAGGUGACGGUGUACAACCUAAACCAAUACGAGCACGGUGCUGACGACGUCCUGGUGAUGGGAACAGAUGGCCUUUGGGACGUCCUGUCCAACAAGGAAGUCAACGAAUCAGUCUCCACCUUCUUGGCCAACUGUGACCCCGACGACUUAUACAGGUACACGAUGGCUGCUCAGGAUCUGGUGAUGAGAGCGCGAGGAGUACUGAAGGACCGAGGCUGGCGGAUCACUAAUGAACGGCUGGGAUCUGGAGACGACAUCUCCUGUUACAUCAUCCCUCUGAUGUACGGAAACCGCCAGCCCUAGAACCACCUACAGGCCAUGAUUGGAGCAGACUCCCAUCUCUAUGGCAGGCUCCCUCCUCAACCAGCAGUACUGUACCCCUCUCUUUUUGACUCUCUCUGUGUGUCACCCCCCUCUCAGUGCUGUACUAUAAGUGAUAUUCAAGAAACUAAUCCUUCAAGAUGUUACAAUGUUCCCUUCUUCCCUAAACGGGUAUGAGCUUCAGAUUGUGGUAUGUGACCUGAGAUCCCAGUCAUGUGAUGUUGGACUGUGCUGACCUGUGCAGCUUUGUUUCCUGCUUUGCCACAGUGUGGCUUCAGAGGAGUCACUUCCUGAAGUACAGUAUUUCUUUCAGACCUACCAAGGUUCAGUACAGACAGGUGUUUGUCUGGCAGAAAAUGGUUUCUACUAAAAUUAUGUAUGUAGUUUUCUAAAACAUGUCACUCAUCUCAACUGGAAAGGGAGGCUGAACGUAGUGAAGAUCACAUUUUUUGACUUGACGUAGCCUAUGUAAUGAAGAUAGAUUCUGUAUCCCUCACCGUAAUCUGACUGAGCAAGGUGCAAUAGUUUACUAUGGUACUGUUUCUGUAUGACUUGAUCUCGUUUUUCCUCAUUGGUGUAAAAAUGGUCAUAGUCAUUCAAAAAACAAUAAGUUAAGAGUUCUAUCUUAUGUGUUCAUAGACCAAGACCCAAGUUCUGUUACAAAUCGUAUGAUGUAGCUGUAUAUUUAUUUCUGUUAGAUCAUUAUUUUAGGCUGAUAAUGUUCAAUAUGUUUAUUUGCAUGUAAUGCUGCUUGCUUUUGGAAAUAGUUUUAGUAGUUCAGACUGAACCCAAAGAAAAGAGAUCUCUUUGCUGAAGGAUGUUUUUAGGUGUCAUAUACUCAAUGGAUUAUUAAGUAUGUUGGCCUACACCAUUGCCACUUCAGUUUGUGCCAUUCUAUGCGUCUUUUACGUUUCAAUAUUGUAAGAGGAUUUAUUUAUUUAUUUUAUACUGACUGAUCUAUUGUCACACUUGAUCCUUCAAUUCAGUGCCAGUAAUCCACAUAUGUCAUACGGCACCAUUGUUUUAUUAUUUUCAUACAUACCAUGAUAAAACAUAUGAAUUGAUGUAAACAUACUAUAUCAUUUCCUACAUGUUACAUUACAUAUUUUGGUGACAUUGGCAGCGUUGAUGUAUUGUUGAGGGUGGCUGAAGUUUUCACAGAUGCCGUGCUCGAAGAUGGUUUCCUAACAUAAGAUACUCAGUUCUGGCUCUUGACUCUGCUAUCUACCAAUCAGUAGACCAUGUGCUACAUUUAGGGCUAUUUCCAAUCCUUAACCCGCAAUAACCGACAACUGCAUAGCAGGUUGUGUUUUUAUUUCGAUGAUUUUAGAGGUGUAACAUCGUUGGAGCUGUCAAAUCAGCAAGUGACUCCCGGCAUUAUACCUAUCGCAGACAUUGCCAUUGGAUGCACGAGUCGCAUUAGUAUAAAUCCCAUGCAGCCUUGUUGUUUCAAGCUCAAACAUUGGAAUGUGUGCUGUAAUCUACACCUCAAUUAGGCUGAUAUCAAUCCUUAUUAAUUUGUUUAAUGAGUUUCAAUUUGAGUGUCACUUUCUAUAUAGCCUCCACUUUCUCAUUCUGAACUUCCAAUGCGGGUGGGUUUUAUAGACGGGUGUGGUUUGGUGACAUGAUGACAAGAGCUGCUCCAAUGCAGUUACACCUCUGACAUCACCUAAACAAAAGCAAGGAAAUUGCUAUGCAGUUGUCGGUCAUGGCAGGUUUACGCUGAAACUGAUUGAAUAGGCCUGAAAGGUCAUGUUAAUGAAAUUUGAUGAUAUUUGGAUGAAACCAGAUCAAAGUAGGAUGGCCAAAGUAUGAAAAAUGACCUAUUGCUUCUACAUUGAUAAAAGUUUGAUCAUAUAGUUACUGGUCCAUUCCCCCAUUUGGAUUCAGGAGGCGGAUUAUUAAGGGCUUUUUGUGACAUCACAAAAUCCUCUCAUUUUAAUACACCAAUUUAAAUAGGUACCGCCUUGUAACCAAUAUCGCAGAGGGGAGUGGUUUAGGUAGCUAGUUUAGUGGUGCUAAAAUUUGACUGCAGCAUGUCUGCAAAUAUAAUGAGGUUUCCCCUAUUCAUCUAAAGCAAAUAUACUUAGGUUUGUACUUUCAUCUGUGUCUGGUGUUAGCUAGGAACUGGCUAGCUCGGUCUUCAGCCAGCAUGGAACAAAAGCGGGGGAAGGGUUGCCCAAAACUCAGAUACAGUUGUCAAGUACUUACACAUGUCAAACGGGAGAUUCAUCUAAACUUCUUGACUAUCAUUAAUAGUCAUGAUAUAUGGACAUUGCCUGACUCACCGGACAGUUUUUUUUUUUAGGUACAUUCAUUUAGUCCCGGGUCAGACCACCCUUUGCCUCCAGAACAGUUUGAAUUCCUUGGGGCAUGGAUUCCACAAGGUGUCGGAAAUGUUCCAUAGGGAUGUUGGUCCAUGCUGACGCGACAGCACCACGCAGUUGCAGCAGAUUGGACGGCGGAACGUUUGGUACGUUCAUGCUGUGAACAGGUUUGGUCAGUGACAAUGUUCAGAUACGCUGUGGCGUUCAAUCGUUGCUCAAUUGGUAUCAAGGGACCUAGUGUGUGCCAGGAAAACAUUCCACACACCAGUACACCACCAGCCUGUACCGGUUGACACCAGGCAGGAUAGGUCCAUAGACCCAUUCUGCUUACGCCAACUCCUGACUCAACAGGAACUGGGAUUCCUCGGACCAGAGGAUGUUUUUCCACUCCUCAAUUGUCCAGUGUUGGUGAUCGCGUGCCGA
Molecule: messenger RNA, 4559 nt
Organism: Salvelinus sp. IW2-2015
Lineage: Eukaryota; Metazoa; Chordata; Actinopteri; Salmoniformes; Salmonidae
Product: protein phosphatase 1H-like
Biological process (GO): protein dephosphorylation
Molecular function (GO): protein serine/threonine phosphatase activity
Source: RefSeq, a predicted model, not a curated record